AUGCGGGAAAAAUACAAGAUCGCCGUCCUCGGCCCGUCGGCUGUCGGCAAGACCGCCAUUGUGCAUCAAUUCGUCUACAACAGCUACGCCGAGGUGUACGACCCGACAAUCGAGGAGACGUACAAGAAGUCGUUUUUCUGCGGUGGCGCCCUCGUCGAUUUGGAGAUUGUCGAUACGGCGGGACGGGAGCACUUCCCGGGGAUGAUCGACAGAUAUGUCGAGAAUUCGGAUGCGUUUCUGGUCGUCUACUCGAUUAGCGAUCGACAGGGGUUCGAGCGGGUGCCGGAGAUGUUCACGAGGAUUGCGGGGAUUAGAGGACCGAAUGGGAUAGCUCGCGUACUUGUGGGAGCCCAAUGCGACGCAGCUCGUCGUGAAGUGGCACACGAAGAAGGCGCCAUUCUGUCAGCAGAGGCACAAUGCUCGUUCGCCGAGGUGUCGGCGAAGCACGGGCUGAACGUCACCGAGGUGUUCGAUGAGUUGGUAGCACAGAUGCGCUACAUUCGGAAACAGAGGACGAUGCCGGGGAUGAACACCCCAUUCCACCCGGGACCCCAUCCGGACCAGUGGUACGGUAGAAAGAAAGAAUCAUGGUGCUGUUUCAUG
Messenger RNA from Mesorhabditis spiculigera, 603 nucleotides. Lineage: Eukaryota; Metazoa; Nematoda; Chromadorea; Rhabditida; Rhabditidae. The record is from the annotation of a GenBank genome assembly.